This is a messenger RNA of Prionailurus viverrinus (fishing cat), 2282 nucleotides long. RefSeq names its product PBX homeobox 1 (gene PBX1). Bases 705 to 1748 code for a protein of 347 amino acids. Gene Ontology annotation, biological process: neuron development; eye development; brain development. The transcript is spliced from 8 exons. The record is from RefSeq and is a predicted model, not a curated record. Gene Ontology annotation, molecular function: RNA polymerase II cis-regulatory region sequence-specific DNA binding; DNA-binding transcription factor activity, RNA polymerase II-specific. NCBI's taxonomy places the organism in Eukaryota, Metazoa, Chordata, Mammalia, Carnivora, Felidae. Gene Ontology annotation, cellular component: nucleus.
CUCCUCCUCCUCGCAGGCUGUGGUUUUUCUGUAUGUGUUUCUGGAGUCCUGAGCCUGAGCUAAACAAAAGCAGGAGGCUGACGGGGCUGCCGGAGUUUGCAGAGACACGGAGGAGGAGAGAGCCUGUGCUCUGCCUGCCGCCGCGGCCGGGGGAGAUCUGGCUUUUGCAACAGCCCACCCCCUUUGAGAUCACUCUGGCCCGGAGUGGGGGUGGGGGGCAGCGGGGGGUGGGGGGGAAAGUUUGCAUUGCAAUCCCCCUGCCUUCCUCUCCUUUCUCCCGAUCAAUGCAUAUUUGCAAAAGGAUUAAGCCACAGAUUUAAGCGCCGGGAGCCCAUUUCUGCCUUGCAAAGGAGACCGGACUGAAAAACCAAAAGCCAGCUCUGAUUUCUUUUCGUCAAGUGGGAAGGUGGUUUAUUUUUCUUGCUUUUUUGGAGUCAACACCCUUCCCCACCAGCCCUUAUCCCCACCCUCACCCCGCAACCCCUUCACGCCCCCCUCCCCCUCCCCACUCCCCAUCCUCCCACCAGCCUCUAAAAGAGGCAAAGGGAUUUUUUUUUUUCUUCUGGUCUUCUUUUUUCCCCCCUUCCCUGUUUAUCCUGAAAAGGAUCUGAAGCCAGCUUGAAGGAUAAAAAGCCUUGGUGCUGCCCAGGAGCCGAGCCGAGGAGCAGAAGAGGAAGAGCCGGGGGCUGCUGUUGCCUUUGGAGAUGGACGAGCAGCCCAGGCUGAUGCAUUCCCAUGCUGGGGUCGGGAUGGCCGGACACCCCGGCCUGUCCCAGCACUUGCAGGAUGGGGCCGGAGGGACCGAGGGGGAGGGCGGGAGGAAGCAGGACAUUGGAGACAUUUUACAGCAAAUUAUGACCAUCACAGACCAGAGUUUGGAUGAGGCGCAGGCCAGAAAACAUGCUUUAAACUGCCACAGAAUGAAGCCUGCCUUGUUUAAUGUGUUGUGUGAAAUCAAAGAAAAAACAGUCUUGAGUAUCCGGGGAGCCCAGGAGGAGGAGCCGACAGACCCCCAGCUGAUGCGACUGGACAACAUGCUGCUGGCCGAGGGGGUGGCGGGCCCCGAGAAGGGUGGUGGCUCGGCGGCAGCCGCAGCCGCAGCGGCGGCUUCGGGAGGUGCGGGCUCAGACAACUCCGUGGAGCACUCCGAUUACAGAGCCAAGCUGUCCCAGAUCAGACAGAUCUACCACACGGAGCUGGAGAAGUACGAGCAGGCGUGCAACGAGUUUACCACCCACGUGAUGAACCUGCUGCGGGAGCAGAGCCGGACCAGGCCCAUCUCCCCCAAGGAGAUCGAGCGUAUGGUCAGCAUCAUCCACCGCAAAUUCAGCUCCAUCCAGAUGCAGCUUAAGCAGAGCACAUGCGAGGCCGUCAUGAUCCUGCGCUCCCGGUUUCUGGACGCGCGGCGGAAGAGACGGAAUUUCAACAAGCAAGCGACGGAAAUCCUGAAUGAAUAUUUCUAUUCCCAUCUCAGCAACCCCUACCCCAGUGAGGAAGCCAAAGAGGAGUUAGCCAAGAAGUGUGGCAUCACAGUGUCCCAGGUAUCAAACUGGUUUGGAAAUAAGCGAAUCCGGUACAAGAAGAACAUAGGUAAAUUUCAAGAGGAAGCCAAUAUUUAUGCUGCCAAAACGGCUGUCACUGCUACCAAUGUGUCAGCCCAUGGAAGCCAAGCUAACUCACCCUCGACUCCUAACUCAGCUGGUGGAUACCCUUCGCCAUGUUAUCAGCCAGACAGGAGGAUACAGUGACGGACUCGCAGCCAGUCAGAUGUACAGUCCGCAGGGCAUCAGUGCUAAUGGAGGUUGGCAGGAUGCCACUACCCCUUCAUCAGUGACCUCCCCUACAGAAGGCCCUGGCAGUGUUCACUCUGAUACCUCCAACUGAUCUCCCAGCAAUCGCAUCCCGGCUGACCCUGUGCCCCAGUCGGGACAGGGCCAGGAGGGAGGGUUUCUCUCCCAACGCUGAAGCGGUCAGACUGGAGGUCGAAGCAAUCAGCAAACACAAUAAGAGUCUCCUUCUCUUCUCUUCUUUGGGAUGCUAUUUCAGCCAAUCUGGACACUUCUUUAUACUCUCUUCCCUUUUUUUUUUCUGGGUAGAAGCCACCCUUCCCUGCCUCCAGCUGUCAGCCUGGUGCCCGCCAUCUUUCCCGCCCCUUCCCUCUGUCCUAGACUCCCGGGGCCCCCGCCCUCUCUUACGUCACGGAAGGAUAUUUUCAACCAUUAGAGGAAUUUAAAGAGGAAAGAAAAUACAAAGAAAAUAAUAAACGUGUUUGUAUGUUUUCA